This is a messenger RNA of Racocetra persica, 356 nucleotides long. The record is from the annotation of a GenBank genome assembly. NCBI's taxonomy places the organism in Eukaryota, Fungi, Glomeromycota, Glomeromycetes, Diversisporales, Gigasporaceae.
CCUCUUCACAAAAACUUGACGUUCAACUUGACAGUAUCAAAGAAAAAUAUGCCACUUUAAUAUCUCCGUUCCCUCAAAAAAGACAACGAAUCAAUUUACUAAAUCCUUCAACCAGUAACACUUCGAAUAACAAACCUCAGUCUUUAAAUUUUCCAGAAGUUGUCUCGCAAAUCCAAAAAAGUCCACCUUCAAUUUCUACCGCAGAACCUCUUAACUCGCAAUUCCAUAAUCCCAACCUUAAUCCCCAGGAAAUGCAUGAAGACUCUACUCCUCUUACUGCUCACACCAACCAACCCACUAUAUUUGUUACCCAAGGCCACCCCACGAUUCACAGUUCUCAUGAACCUCCAGCUUAA